AAUACUGUACUUAGAUCCCUUAUAUGGGAUGCAGUCUGUGCUGCUGCGCUGACCUUUCACGAAAUAUUUUGACACUUUAUGAGUGAUGGAUGACAUCUAUGCCAAUGUUGAAUAUGACAAGCCUGUUAACCCAAGACUUUCGACAAAUCAGACAGGUCCCAGGAGCUCCGGGAGGAGAUUUCAUGGAGCUGUUCUGUGUCUGGGGCUGCUGAGUGUUUUCCUGCUGGCUGGGAUCAUCGGCCUCAGUGUCCACUACCAUGGGACAUUACGUGGAUCAGCUGCAGAGCUCUCCACUAUCAAGACCAACCUGACUGAGCGUCUCCAGGCCAGUGAGAACAAGUCUUCUUCCCUCACUGAAGAGAGAGACCGGCUGAACUCCAGGCUCACUGAAAUGGCUGAAGAGUUGGACAGGCUUCAACAGAAGCUCUCCACUAUCAAGACCAACCUGACUGAGCGUCUCCAGGCCAGUGAGAACAAGUCUUCUUCCCUCACUGAAGAGAGAGACCGGCUGAACUCCAGGCUCACUGUAAUGGCUGAAGAGUUGGACAGGCUUCAACAGAAGAAACCGUGUCCAGCUGAAUGGAGGACGUUCUGUUCUUCCUGUUAUCUCCUCUCUGCAGAGUCUGGUUCCUGGGAGAAAGGCAGACAAGACUGCAGAGACAGAGGAGCAGAUCUGGUGGUGAUAGACAGCUCUGAAGAGCAGACGUUUCUCUUCAAAUUCGUCAAAAAAGAUACUUGGUUUGGUUUGACUGACAAAGAUCAGGAGGGGACCUGGAAAUGGGUAGAUGGAACUCCACUGACUCUGAAGAACUGGGAGAAAGGGCAGCCUGAUAAUGGUGGUGGAAAUCCAAAGUGGGGCGAAGAGGACUGUGCACAUUUUGUCGCCACUGAGUGGAAUGACCGGUCAUGUGUAUCUCCUAUGAACUGGAUCUGUGAGAAAAAAGCUUGACUUUGACAUAUGUUUUGAAAACAUACAUUUGAUAAUGCUUCAUACAGUGUAAGCCAUAAUCUCCAUCAUGAUGAGAUAAUGUGCAUGUGUGCUUGUGUGUCCAUAACAGGGUAUCAGUUAUGACAAAAUACUAGGACUAAUAUGUAUGUAUAAAAUGCCUGAUUAAUCUUUAUAUAAUAUAAACUGCAAUGUAACCAUCUCCUCUUCAGUCUAGUGUGUCUCACCCGGGCGUCCAUGGGGACUGUUGUUAAUAAAUAAUCCUUUAAAAUCAG
Messenger RNA from Etheostoma cragini (Arkansas darter), 1221 nucleotides. RefSeq names its product CD209 antigen-like protein C. The coding region runs from base 86 to 949 and encodes 287 amino acids. NCBI's taxonomy places the organism in Eukaryota, Metazoa, Chordata, Actinopteri, Perciformes, Percidae. The transcript has 7 exons. The record is from RefSeq and is a predicted model, not a curated record.